AUGACUCGACGUCUGAAGCACCAGGUUGACACUGUUAUUGUUGGGAGUGGUCCUUCCGCCCUGAUUCUAUCAUAUAUCCUGCAUGGAAACAUACCCGUGUACGAUCUCGAGUCGCCUCAUCCAGAUCCUAUUCUUCAUGCCAAGCUCAAACAGAACGUCGAUAUAUUGACGGCCGACGUCGAUCAUCUCACCGAGCACUUCUACGCAUCACGAUUCUCCUACUCCACACAGGCCCUGUUAGUCAAUGUAUUGCUUGACACUUUGAUCCGACCAUACGGCGAGACCGACGAAACACGAAGAACUACGUGCGUCAAAUGGAUCAAAGAUCCUGCCCGGAGUGUCCCACAUCUUGUCGCUGGUCAAGCAAAGCAAACAGGAGGACAAUGGGCUGAGAAUCCCGUCAAAGCGAGUUGGGACAUUGACGCCCUCAGCUAUGCUGGUAUGCUGUCUCUGCCCGGCUACAGCUUUGAAGACUACUACUUUGACACACAUGGCGAGCCCGCACCAUUCUACCUUCGACCAACGAGGCGAGACGUUGCCAGCUACCUCGCACGAUACCCGUACAGAGUCGGCAUAGCGGACGCCAUCUGCUCCAACGCCACGAUCUCUGGCAUUUCGCGAACACGCGAUGGAUUUUACAUUGCCUCGCAUGACAUGGUCUGCAAACACCUGGUCCUUGCUUCUGGCACCUUCACAAACCUCAUGCCACCUCGUCCGCUGUUGCAACCACUUCUCGAAUUAAAUCAGGACGAGCACACUUCAAGACCAAUCCUCGUCAUUGGUUCUGGUUUCAGCGCAGCAGAUGUGGUGCUGUCUACGCCUGGCGAUCAGAGCAUCAUUCACAUCUAUAAAUGGUCCCCCAAAACGAACCCGUCUCCCCUUCGAGCUUGUCAUGAGCAAGCCUAUCCUGAGUAUGCUGGUGUUUAUAGAAAAAUGAAGUCUGCUGCCAUGGCUUCUAGGAGAACAAAAGCCUCGAGGCGACCUGACGUGCAUCGAACUCUCUCACAGCUGGACUCGUCUCGAGACUGGAGUGCAAGCUAUGAGGGUCUUCCUAAUACUGCCAUUGUCGAUGUCGAAAUGCACGACAACUAUGCCACCGUCACACUACAGGCCGGUCAGAAUCCACCUUUUCAACGACAAAUUGGCUCUUUCGCAUACGUGGUAGGUAGACGUGGCUCCCUCGACUACCUAAAUCCUGACCUGAGGCAAGAGGUUCUGGAGGACGAUACUCAACUUCAUGAUAUUACAGGUCAGACUCUACGAGAUAGAGUCAGCGAAGAGCUCGAAAUUGCUCCCAAUGUAUUCGUUACUGGCAGUCUAACAGGCGAUUCACUGAUAAGAUUCGCCUUCGGAGCUUGUGCUUAUGCCGCUGGCAGAGUCAUGGUAGACCAAAAACAGCACUACAGUGGACAGGAGGCGAUUCCACACUUGUGGAAGGCUCAGACAAGAGACUGGCGUCCUUUUGUACCCACAAUGCACGGGCUGCAAGGCCAUGGAAUCUCAGGGUUUCAAGUUCCUUUAGACAGGCGGAAGAGCGAGAUUUGUGUCGAGGGUUACUAA
Lithohypha guttulata is the source of this 1560-nucleotide messenger RNA. RefSeq lists its product as uncharacterized. Bases 1 to 1560 code for a protein of 519 amino acids. NCBI's taxonomy places the organism in Eukaryota, Fungi, Ascomycota, Eurotiomycetes, Chaetothyriales, Trichomeriaceae. The transcript has 2 exons. The record is from RefSeq and is a predicted model, not a curated record.